AUGUUUUGCAUAAGCGUUUCUGAAAAUUCUUUUGACAACCCAACUCGAAUUUUUCCCGAACUUGCCCUUGGAAAAGCAUUUGAUAUCAAUGCACAUUUCGUGGCUGCAGUCUCAGAAACCAAACUGCUUCUCCAUUGGCUCAAGUUCAACGAUUACACUUGUUAUGACCUUCCUGUUGACAAGGGGUCACGUGUCGCUAAUUACAAGAAAUUGAACUGCGUUGCCUGCCACCCAACCGAAGCCAUUGUCGCGACUGGUAACGUGCUCGGUGAAGUUAUGAUUUGGUGGAAUCUCACUACUGCUCCAUGCACUUUAUUCGGUGAAUCGGAGUUGCAUAAUGACGAUGAUGGCGAUAGUUCUGACGAAAGCGGUGAUGAGGGUGGACAUUUUCAUGCAAUCAAGAAAAAAGCCGGUUCCAACCCACGCCCUCUUCACCCCAAGCACGUCAAGCGCUCUGGUAUGCACUGGCAUCCAUCAGUCGUGACGGCUCUCGCAUUCACUGCUGACGGCAAGCAUCUUUACAGUGGGGGCGUGGAGGGUGUUCUGGUCAAAUGGGACCUUACUGAUUGUUUCGGUGGACACAAGAAUUGUCGAUUUCUUUCAAUGCUGAAUUCGCCGAUCAGGGAAAUAAGCUCACCUGAUGGCUUUUCCGAGGAUUGCGUGGUGGUGACCCUUGAACGGAAUUCGUUUUUGGUCUUGAACGGUGCUUUGGAAAUGGUCUACAGACACGAGGGUUUGGAUCAGAUGCCAACGCGUUGGAGACCAUUUGAAGCCCAAGGUGGACGUCUAGCAGUAAUUCCUCUUAAACUGAAAGGCAAGGAACGUCCAGAGAAGGGGUCGAAUGCUCUCCUUCUGCCCGGAGCUCUGGGAUGUCUACAGGUGGUCGAACUUGACAGUGGCCGAAUUGUAGACAUGAUCGACGUCAACCAGCGGCAUUACGUUAUGUGCGACGGUGUUCCAGCCCCACUUGUCUCUGGAGUUCUCUUGGUCGAUGCGUGGGAAGGGGGUGACUGGCUCGUCACGUACUCCGAGUUGCAGCUUCCGCGAAUGGACAAUCUCAAACUCAGUCUGGUCGGCUACUCCACCGAUAACCAGGCCCAACUCAUUUGGUGGAGACGUGUUUGUGGGGAAAACGGCCAAUCACGAUUUGAGUCUGUUUUCGGUGAAUCACUCGCCUACUUGAACUGCCAGGCGUCGGACUUGAAAUUCUUCCGUCAUCCAGACACAUCCGUCGGUGGAUUCCAGACGGUUUUGCUGCUUCGUGAUCGUCGGAUUCUAGUAUGGCAGUACAACCCAAACUCUGCAACACAGCUAACUCAGCGUCCGUGGAACCAGACGUCGUGUGUUCUCGCCGAAACGCUCAAUCCCUCGACCCUCGAAGAAACCACGCGCCUUUCGCCCUCUCGACUGGUUUGUUUGAAAAACUGUGACGAUGAGGCGAAGGUGACAAAGACACGGGAAGAGGCUAUGGCACUGCCAUCACCACGGUGUAUUGUCGUCGUGGCCUCUGGAACACGUCUCAAGUCCUACAAUUGGAUCCGUUGGCAGUCAGGUGCGUCAUUGAUGGACGAGUUCCUGCCGCUGCACGCCUAUGACCUCACCAAGUGGACAGCCUGGCAGUCGCCUCGCACGAUCCCCAAAAUCGCAAAACUUGCGAUUUUCGAUUCCACACAAAACCUCCUCGCAGCACUCUGUUGUUCUGCGUCGUUGGGGAAAAAUUCAGACCAAACAGGGGCUCUCUGUGUGAUUUCCGUGGAUCGGAAAGGCAAGCUCCGACCGGUUUCCGGGCAUUUUGACUCAAAUCUGACCAACGCUUUCGCUGUCCACCCUUCACGGGGUCUGGUCGCUGUGGGGAUGUCGGAUGGCUCCUGUAAGCACUCCUCCCACGCCCCUGACGGAGUCGAUUGGGCUUUUUUCGAGUCUGGCACCGUCUUCAACGGUAACCUCAACGUGGUCUCCAAGUUCGCGCAGGUGCCUUUACUACCCUUCUGUGAUCGUCAACGCAUCCAGCGGUCGAAUCGGAAGCAGGCCGACUUGGCUUCAACCAAACCUGAAGCACUGGCGUUCCUAAUGGACAGCUCCGAAGAAUCCGUCUUUCCCGCGUUAGCAGCCCUGGUGGUUACAAAAUGGGGUCGCGAAUUUGGUCGAAGGGAUUUAGUCGUUUACGAGGACGUUGCUGCCAGGCCUGUGGAACCUAGGAAAGUCAACAACGAGGUGGAUUCACGGACGACAGCAGAGAAGCCGACUGGCCUCCUAGUUCGAGCCGAACCCGUCGAAGAAUACGAGGAUGCCGAGGACUUGAAGAAGAGUGAGGACUUUGUGCAUCCGUUACUGCCGGUUCACAGAAAACGCCGACUAGAAACCGAUGCUGAUUUGGAGAAGACCUUCCGCGAUAUCAGCCAGUACCCGAUUGAUUGUGCACCGUCACCAGAACAACUUCUGGCUCAAAUGUUCAAGAAGCCAACGAUCUGA
Mesocestoides corti is the source of this 2472-nucleotide messenger RNA. The record is from the annotation of a GenBank genome assembly. NCBI's taxonomy places the organism in Eukaryota, Metazoa, Platyhelminthes, Cestoda, Cyclophyllidea, Mesocestoididae.